Messenger RNA from Leucoraja erinaceus (little skate), 2342 nucleotides. RefSeq names its product selenoprotein N (gene selenon). NCBI's taxonomy places the organism in Eukaryota, Metazoa, Chordata, Chondrichthyes, Rajiformes, Rajidae. The record is from RefSeq and is a predicted model, not a curated record. Gene Ontology annotation, cellular component: endoplasmic reticulum membrane. Gene Ontology annotation, biological process: skeletal muscle fiber development; calcium ion homeostasis.
GAUUUAGGAAGUGUGUUUGCAGGGAUGUGAUUGGCAAUUGCAAGGGCCCUGUUACAGCGGAGCAGUUCCGCUGGCUUUUGCAGUCUGCUGCUACCAAAGAUCUUGGAGCAUCUGCUCUAACAUCUUUGGCCUUCUACCGUUCCCCGGUGGCUCGUAGCUCUGGGCGGCCGGAGAGGGAGGGAACAAGAAUGCAUUUGAUUCAAUGCAGCGGGGAGCGGGCGGACCGGAGCUGGAGAUAGAGUCAGGCUCAGUCAGGAAGACUGCAGGAGCGAUGGCCUCCUCCGCCUUGAGGCAACGCAAGGCGCAGCGGACCGGGGAAGAGGAGCCCCCGCCGCCGGUCGCUGAGACAGAGGAGCCGGGCAGGGGUCCGGCGAGGAGCGACCGCUCGGCCCUGCUGCUGCUGCUGUUCCUGUUCGGACUCGGGCUGGGACUGGCAGCCCUGGGCUGGAAAUAUUCAUUGGAAUACCAACGGGCCAAGCAAGAGGAUGCCCUGAAGUCACUUGGGAACGAAGGCUUGUUCUUGUUUUCCUCAUUUGAUGUCAACAACGACUUAUACCUCAGUCCUGAAGAAUUUAAACCCCUAGCUGAAAAAUUAACAGGAAUCAGCCAAGCGCCCGACUAUGAAAGUGACGGAGAGACGGAUCCUAACGCGGAGACGUUGACAAUCGAAGCUGAGUUCCAGCCUCUGAUGAUGGAAUCUAUGACCAAGAGCAAAGAUGGGUUUCUUGGAGUCUCCCAUGGCACCCUGUCUGGUCUGAGGAGCUGGAAAACUGCGGAAACGCCCACUGCUGUGUUCAGCACCAGCCUGUUUAAGGCCUUCCUCCCUCUGAAGAAUACAUUUGAGCUGGGAGAGGCGUGGUGGAUCAUCCCCAGCGAGCUAAACAUCUUCACCGGGUACCUCUCCAACAAUCGCUUUUACCCGCCGACACCACGAGGGAGAGAGGUCCUUAUUCAUAAACUUCUCGCCAUGUUUCACCCGCGGCCGUUUGUAAAGACGAGAUUUGCCCCGCAGGGAGCGGUGGCCUGUGUCCGAGCCGUCAGCGACUUCUAUUAUGACAUUGUGUUCCGGAUCCAUGGGGAAUUCCAGUUGAAUGAGCCGCCAGACUUUCCCUUCUGGUUCACGCCAGGACAGUUCACGGGACACGUCACCCUCUCUAAAGACGGAUCGCACGUUCGAGACUUCUGGAUGUACGUCCCCAAUAGCCGGUCUCUGAAUGUGGACAUGGAGUGGCUGUACGGGAUUGGGGACGGGGGCAACAUGGAAGUGGACAUUGGCUACCUGCCCCAGAUGGAACUCAAGUCUGCUGGUCCGUCAAUUCCGAGCGUCAUCGUGGACGAGAAUGGGAACGUCAUCGACAGCGUAGACCCCGCAGGGGAGCCCAUUCAGUUUGUUUUCGAGGAGAUUGUCUGGCGGCAGGAAUUCAGCUUCGAAGAGGCCGUCGGGAAACUGGAGACUACUUUUUAUCCGUUCAAAAAGGUUUCCUACCAUCCCUUCAUCGAAGCCUUCGACCGGGCCAAGGCAGAAGACAAGCUUGUGCAUUCCAUACUACUUUGGGGGGCCCUUGAUGACCAGUCCUGCUGAGGAUCGGGGCGGACUCUUCGAGAGACCGUUCUCGAUAGUUCGCCCGUUCUCUCGCUGCUGAACGAGAGCUUUGUCAGCAGCUGGGCCCUGGUUAAAGAGCUGGAGGAUCUUCAGAGCAACCAAGGCAAUGAAAAGCAUGCCCGUUUAGCAAGCCUGCAUUUAGAACACUAUAACUUUCCUGUUGAGAUGAUGAUCGCUUUACCAAAUGGAAAUGUGGUUCACCACAUCAAUGCAAACUAUUUCCUGGAUGUUACUUCCAUGAAGCAAGACGAGAUGGACAAAGGCCUCUUUACCUCUUCACGGUUCGAGGACCCUUCCACUGCAGCUUACGUCCAGUUUUUGCAGGAAGGGCUCGAAUUGGCCAAGCAGUUUGUACCGUCAUAACAUCGGAAUGAAACUGGGGAGUGAUCUCGCUGCUCCUCCCUUGCAUGCCUUGGUGCAUGGAUCUCGCUAACUAAAUGCCCAGGGAACCCAGUAAGUCGGACUUCAGAAAACCAAAUCGGAAACCCUGAAGCAGACGACUUUUGUAGCUGAAGUCUGUAUGAGGUAUAUGUUGCUCUUCAACCUCCUAAGAUGAUGAAUCAAUCGUUCUACGUAAAUAUUGCUGGGCGGAAUGAAGAGCUACAGUGAGAAACUAGUGUUGCUCUAGUUAUCACUGAAAGAUUUCAUUGUCGUUUUACGAACUCUCCUUCUCCCAUUAAUAGUCGGAGAAGAGGAAGUCAAAGAAAGAAAGUCAAUUUCAACACUUGUAAUCAGUAUU